GUAGUUUCCAGGCCUUGGCACCAGGAAAUACACUCUCUAAUGUUGGGCUUGAUAAAACAAAAUUUUUACCCCCCCUUUCGAUAGUGUACGUCAGUUCUGAGUCUGACGCUCGCCGAGUGACCUAGCCCACGAUGGAGCUUCCAGGUGUGCCAAUUGUAUUCGUGUCGACAAAAGAACGCAUCGCUGUCAGAAUCUAGGAUACAAAAAAACAGAGGCCGGUUAGCAGCCUCGAGAUUGCGGGCUUAUACCCAAGACCUGUCAACGUUGCACAACACCGAACUCGGGCGUCGAAGCGUGACUACACCAGGGUUUGAGCAACGAAGGAAGAUCCUCGUCCUUCUUUAGCUUACAUGCUUGAUUUUGUCAUAGCUUUGUGGUUGCAAGAUUAUGUACAACGUUCCUCCUGCAGCGAAGGGACUCUCUUUCUCAGGCUGCUACCAUCCUUCAUUGUCAACUUUCAGCGGUAGUUGUCUCGGCUGAUAUCUACUGCCAUGGAGUUUUGCAGGAUGACCGGGAGAGUCAUGAACCGCACAGCCAUUAUAGCCCUUAUCUUCACCACAGCUGUUAUUCUGUAUCUACUCAAUACCCAUUCUACCGGCUACUUCUCCUCGACUACGGAAAUCGAAACAGGCACUCGAAGCUCAACAACAGACAUGCUCAGAUCCUUCUUGACGGGAAAUAUCAACAAUGAUACUACUGUCACGUCGCUGAAUAACAUUCUUCACGAUGUUCACAAUGAAACGCUGGGAUUCCAGGAAAUCUACGUCAUAAACCUCCCCGAGCGCAGUGAUAAAAAAGACUCGAUGAGCGUACAGGCCACUCUUACGAAUCUUUCCCUGACCUUUACUGAAGGCGUUCUCGGCACAACAGUGCCUGAAAAAGCUAGGCCUUUUGGGUUUGAGCAUCGGCUUCCCGCAGAAGUGGGAUGUUGGCGGUCACACAUGAAUAUCAUGCAGCACAUGGUGAGACGUCGUGUGCGCUCCGCGUUGAUCUUCGAGGACGAUGCAGAUUGGGAUGUUGCCAUCAAAUUUCAGAUGUCACAGGUCGCUCAGGGAUCGCGCUGGCUUCUCAACAACACGGAAGAAACAUCUUCGCACUCACCGUAUGGAGACGGCUGGGACGUCCUUUGGAUUGGGCACUGCGCUAUCAAAGAUGACCCUACAGACAAACGCCGCUGGGUCAUUCCCAAAGAUCUCACUGUUCCUCCUCCUGGACAGCGUUCUCUAACUGUGCAACAUGAACCUAACAUGACAACUUGGGAGUCUGGUCCAGAUGCCGACACUCAAACUCGCAUCCUCUUUACACCCAGUUUCGGCUACUGCAGUGCUGCCUGGGCAAUCUCUCUUGCAGGCGCAGAGAAAAUCAUCCACAGGCAAAGCAUGAGCCCGUUCACUGAGGCGGUCGACAACGGCGUCAGCAGUAUGUGCUCCAGCAGAAGCUCAGAACUAAGGUGCAUUGCUCCUUUUCCAGCAAUUGUCGGUGUGUCCAGAGCCGCGGGAAGCACCGACCGUGAUACAGAUAUCCAGACAAACAAGAAAAACAACCCCACUACGCGAAAGACUUCAAAGUCUGUCAGGGUGACGUUCUCUACCCGUCAGAAUAUCCAACGAUUAAUCGCGGGCGAAACCACAUUUCAAAGUUUGUAUCCUAACAUUACCGGGGACUUGCGAAGCCUUGAAGACAUUGGGAGCGCCGUAGGUCAUGGUGAAUUGCUUGAAUAGUAGCAGAAUCAAAAUAAUACUAUAUAAUAGGUUACAAGUAGUACUUGGGUACGUGUUGAAUCUUCGGGCUCUCAACUCUGCAACAAAGACCAUCCAUGCGACAACAGUUUGGAAGUAUCGUAUAUUUUUC
Messenger RNA from Exophiala xenobiotica, 1851 nucleotides. RefSeq lists its product as uncharacterized. The transcript has a single exon. NCBI's taxonomy places the organism in Eukaryota, Fungi, Ascomycota, Eurotiomycetes, Chaetothyriales, Herpotrichiellaceae. The record is from RefSeq and is a predicted model, not a curated record. Bases 492 to 1721 code for a protein of 409 amino acids.